UUUCUCUCUAUUUUUUUCUCGGGAAAGUGUGGUCAGAAAAUCACACACAGCGAAAUAGAGAGAGAAAGACACCGCAAGAAAUGGUAGAUGGCGGCGAAUUCGCCGGCACCAUUUGCUCGAUCUGCUACGAAGGUCUCAAACCCGUCACCGAAGAUCUCCAAUCCAUCUCCAUCUGCGGCCAUGUCUUCCACGAGCUCUGCUUGCAGCAAUGGUUCGAGUACUGUUCGAAAUCGAAGAAGCAAACCUGCCCUGUGUGCAAGCAGAGUUGCAAGGGCAACGACGCGUGCCGGCUUUAUUUUCAGUCCGUUGGAGACGCGAGCGACGCUGUUCCCACUCAGAAGUGUGUUGAUUUUGAGGAAGAUGCUGGUGUUCUGCGAAGGGAAGUGAAGAGGUUCGAGGCCAAAGUUUCGGGGCUUAGUUCGGUUGUGGAACGCCAAAAAAAGGAGUUACAAGAACUUAACGAAGAGUUGUGUGUUUGCAAGGAGAAGGCAAAGAUAGAAUCAGCAUUUAAGAAUGAGGCUAUAAGGCAAAAAUCAUCUAUACAUUCCCAGCUUAAUAUCAAACUAGAGGAGCUUAGCAAGUCAACUUCAGAAUGCUCUAAAUUACGGGACAUAAAUAUGGCUUUGGCUAAAGAAGUUGCAGCAUUAAAAUUAGUGGCUGAUGUGGACCUUGAUGAAGAUGAGAUUUUGAAGCUUGCCACCUUAGGUAAUGGGGCUAACAGUAAAGACACGAUAGACACAUUGAAAAGAUCUCUUGUCCUGCGGAACAGGAGUUACAAAGAAUUAAUGGCCAAGUGCAAUGUUCUAGGAAGAGGUGAGGCUCGAUAUAGUAAAAAGCAUGAGAAGGCUAAAGAGAAGAUCAUUAAAUUGAAGGCUAGGGUACACGAACUGGAGAGAGCAGCUGAAGUAAAAGAGAAUGAAUAUUUGAUGUCUCUGAAAGUUUCAAAGAAAACCAAGUCUUCAAAGAAGGGUUAUGAGAAUAGCACCAAUUCUGAUUCUGAUGUAUUCACAGCUGGCAAAUUUUCUUUAGAUGAGCAGAGCAAACAAAUUUCGACGCCCAAAUCUGGAAUUGAUCUGACUGCGAAGAGUGGCAGUAAUUAUUUACAAUCUUUGAAGAUACAGAACUCCAAUUCUACUAAAAAUGAAGCUGUGAAUAUUAGUAAUGGAAGUAAAACUACCUUGUCAAUGGAUGAAGACAUAGAUUGUAUCCUUAUUGAUGAUGAUGCUACUGAAUGUACUUUUAGCAAGCCGCUUGCGAAGCCAGAAGCAGCACCUGGCAUAGUGACUGAAACAUCAUUGCAACGAAAAUGCAACUUGGUUGAGUCUUCAAGGGUUGAUAUUGGACUGGAUGACAUUUCUACUGGCAAUAUGGAUGAAGAUGUUACGUUACAAGCUAAUGUUAAACAAGCUCAACCUGUGGUUAACAUUAGAAAGGAGUCAACAUUAACACCUUCAAGUUCAGCCUCAGGGGACAUCUGCUUUUCUGGUGGGUUGAUUGGUCCUGAUGGUACUCAUCGAUACUUGGGUAAAUGGUGCAAGCGUGGACAAAAUAGUGAAUCAACAUCUGCAAAAGGAUCAAGUAAUGGGGAUUUAAUAUCGGUUGGAGCUGAUGGUAGAGGUGGCAGAAUAAAAGUUCUAAGGACUCAAGGCCAAAGCUUCCCGGAUGGAAUGGAAAAUUCUACAAGUUCAAAAAGGUUGAAGUUAGGACCUAAAACAACUAGUUUGCAGUCCAGGGGGUGCCUGCAGAUAGAACACUUCUUUGGGAGGGUAAGUCAGUGAUUAAUUGGCCAAUGUCUUGGUCUGGUUGUGAUGUCCUUGUUGCAAAGAGCCAAGGAAUGCAUCCAAUGUCAAGAACCAAAGCUAUGAAAGAUUAAAGGAAUACAAUUUUUGGAAAGUUCUCAUCACUUUGAAAUUUGAAUGCAAUGCUUUGGAGGAUUUUUGGCCAAAAGUGUACCAAAAUCGUGUAAUUGAUUCUUCGCUUCAGGAUCUAACCAAAUAGCAAAGUGGUCCUUUCCUUUCAGUUUACUUCAAAUCAGGUUCUAUAUCUAACCAAGUUUUGCUUACUUGUAAAUCAGCACCAUUUAAAGUAGCUUAGAUCUGGUUAGACAAACACAAAGUUCUUGACCAUUUUCUAUUGUGAAGCUAGGCUGACCUCAAAAGAUUCUUAAUGGACUGCUUUUUUGAAUUUA
This is a messenger RNA of Lotus japonicus, 2188 nucleotides long. RefSeq lists its product as uncharacterized. Lineage: Eukaryota; Viridiplantae; Streptophyta; Magnoliopsida; Fabales; Fabaceae. The transcript is spliced from 9 exons. The record is from RefSeq and is a predicted model, not a curated record. Bases 81 to 1778 code for a protein of 565 amino acids. Gene Ontology annotation, molecular function: zinc ion binding.